Molecule: messenger RNA, 1208 nt
Organism: Paramecium primaurelia
Lineage: Eukaryota; Ciliophora; Oligohymenophorea; Peniculida; Parameciidae
Source: the annotation of a GenBank genome assembly
AUUUAAUCAAAUGAAGAGAAUGUUAGUCAGAGAUUUUAUAUAUGAUCGUCUUUAUCAUCCAGUUGAGGGAUAUUUUGUAAAGAAUAUUUAACUUGGAGCACUCAAAAAACCAAUUGAAUUUAAAUAAUUGUUGGGUUAUGAAGAUUAUACAAAAAAAUUAGCAGAAAACUAUCCUGAAAAUUAAUGGUUGACUCCUUCUGAAGUAUUUAGACCAUAUUAUGGUAUAACAUUGGGGAAUUAUAUAAAUUAAUAAUUUCGAUUUACACGCAAAGAAAAAUUAAGAAUUGUUGAAAUAGGUGCUGGAUAUGGUGCAGCAUGUGAAGGUGUAUUAUAUUAUAUGAGAAAUCACUAACCUCAAAUAUUUUCAAAUAUGGAAUAUCAUUUAGUUGAUAUUUCUCCAGAAGCAUGUUAAUAAGCAGAAAAAAGAUUGUCUCAAGAUUUUAAAUAGUAAAUAAAAAAAGGAACCUUAAAAAUUUUUAAUUAAGACUUUUUGAGUUACAAAUAGAAUUCGUAAAAAAAUGAAAUGUGGUUUUUUGUAUUUCUUGAGGUUUUUGAUAAUCUAGCUCAUGACAAAGUAAUUGAUGGAAAAUAAGUUUAUGUUGAAAACAUGAAAGAAUUUACAGAGACAAUCACAGAUCAAUUGAUUUAAGAGACAUAUGUUAUGUAUUAGUAAUUUAAACAGCAAUAGAAAAAUGAGGAUUAAAAUAUUGAAGAUAGAUUUCUAUUUAAUACAUUAAGAAAAUUGAUUAGUAAAUAUUAUGGAAAUUAGAAAGUAAUAUACAAAAUAAUUUAGAGUCUAAUAGCAUAUUUUUACCUACGGGAGCAUUAUAAGUAUUGAAACACAUCAAAUCUAAUUUUUAAAAUCCUUCUUUAGUAAUAGCUGAUUUCGAUUUACUAAAAAAUAAUUUUACAUAAGAAUCUAUUAAUGCUCCCAUAGUAUCUAAGAAAUUAGCUAAACCACAUGAAAGAAUAGAUUAUGAAUCUUAUUUAGUAGAAAGAGGAGCUGCUGAUAUCUUUUUUCCAACAGAUUUCAAUUUUGUUUAAUAUAUGGUAAAAUAAAUUUUAGGGAUGGAUUCUCAAAUAUUUAAGGCAUAUUAAUUUGCUGAUUAGUUUUCUUAAAGUUCUUGGACAACAACUAAAUCUGGUUAUAAUCCUUUGAAAGAAGAUUUUGGCAAUACAAGUUUCUUAGUCACUGAUCAUAGUUGAAU